AUGGAAAGCUUUAAGAAAGAGCAACUGAAUCACAUGCCAACCUCUUCUAUCAACUUCCUUGAAGGACUUCCCGAUGUCGUCUUCUAUGCGGUGAUGGAGAGACUUCCUGCACGGGUCAUCGAAAACACUGUUCGACAACUCUCAAAGAAUUGCUAUAGAAGGGUCGAGCUGCGCAGAGAAAGACUUCCUCGUGUUUAUAUCGAUGAGCUUUGUGUUCAUGAGAACAUGCUUCGAUUUAUACAUGGAGGAAGGAACGAAUAUUCGGAAAAGAUAGAUCCAGCUAAAUUAAUUCAACAUUUGGCGUAUUUGAAUGAGCGUGUCACCUUCCACACCCUCCAUUUGCAGGAUGUCAAUUGGGACAUGUUUGCAAAUUGCAAGUUCGAAUGCGAAGAAUUGUCUUGUUUUGUGAUUGAGACGACUCUUUCACCAGAAAGAUUCAUGGAUGUUUUUCGCAGUGUAAGACCAACACGCAACUUAUAUAUUGCGGCGCACGGGGACAACAAAAUUUUUCCUGUUACAAGUGACUUUUUCACCAAUAACUAUGCGAUUGAGUUGAAACUUGUUCGGUUGUGGGGUUACGGGAAUGCCAUGGUGGAUCCAUUAAAUGACACAAUCCUGUUAGAUUCAACUCCUCUGGUUUUAUCCGGUCAUUUUCGAACAAGUUCCGGCUGCACUCUUAAUGGGAUUCUAACGAUGAUCCGAGACUGGUACACUUCAGAGCGUCAAAUUGAUGCAAUUGAUCUUCGAUCAGUUGGCGGGGAAGCAGAACGUCAAAAUUUCUUUUACAACUUAUCUGGAUUGCAAGCUGUUAAACGGCUCCUCUUCAAAGGUUCCAUCUAUUCUAUGAUCGCUUUGGAGAGAGCAAAUGGAAACAUCAUUGGGUUUUCUGUUCGCAGUGAUGGAAAAGGUCAUAUUGAUAUUUCCAUGCUUCGACUAGUGCCGGGUCCGGAAGCUGACUUAUAUGGGCUGCAUAAUGACGUAUUU
Mesorhabditis belari is the source of this 984-nucleotide messenger RNA. NCBI's taxonomy places the organism in Eukaryota, Metazoa, Nematoda, Chromadorea, Rhabditida, Rhabditidae. The record is from the annotation of a GenBank genome assembly.